Molecule: messenger RNA, 3923 nt
Organism: Clarias gariepinus (North African catfish)
Lineage: Eukaryota; Metazoa; Chordata; Actinopteri; Siluriformes; Clariidae
Product: integrin alpha-M-like
Exons: 32
Coding region: 125-3733 (1202 amino acids)
Biological process (GO): integrin-mediated signaling pathway; cell adhesion mediated by integrin; cell-matrix adhesion
Cellular component (GO): external side of plasma membrane; integrin complex
Molecular function (GO): integrin binding
Source: RefSeq, a predicted model, not a curated record
CUUUAAUGCGCUUCAUCCCCGCGCGCGUUAGUUUAUAUCGUCAUUAUCUUCAUCAGCAGAAGUCAGGAGGAGGAGGGGAGGCAGUGAGCAGAGGCAGUGUGGAGAGUCUGGUGUUUAUGCAGAAAUGGAGCUGCUCAUCCUGCUGCUCUUUCUUGGUGUCUCACUCUCUGAUGGGUUUAAUGUUGACGUGUCGAACCCAGAGACAUUCUCAGGAAAUAAAGAGGAGUUGUUUGGAUACCGAGUGCUGCAGUAUCAGUCUGAUGAGAUGAAACAAAUUAUCGUCAGCGCUCCACUAGGCACAAACAGUUCAGGAGCUCUUUACAGUUGCACAGUGGAGAAGAAUAACUGCAGCUCUUUUUAUCAGCCAGACUCAAAGGCGAUCAGGUUCUUUGGGAUGUCCAUGACAGUGGGGACGUCUCCAUCAGCCACACUCACUAGUUGCAGUCCAAGUUUCACACAUGAGUGUGAUGGAGACUCAUAUCUGAAUGGAAUCUGUUACCAGUUCAAUGGCCGUCUGAAGAUGGUCACCACCAUCACCCCUGCUUUCCAAGAGUGUACGGAGAGUAAAGUGAACCUGGUUUUCCUUUUUGACGGCUCCAGCAGCAUGCAAACAUCUGACUUCAAUAAGAAUAAAGAAUUCAUAUGGAACAUCAUGACAACAAUGAAGAACACAUCUAUUGAGUUUGCUGCUGUUCAGUUUUCUAGCGAUUUCAGGACAGUUUUCACCUUUAAAGAUUAUGUUAGUGGCACGGCGAAGAAGAGACUUGAUGACGAAGGGCACAUGAAGCAGCUCACAAACACACACAGAGCCAUCCAGUUCACCCUUGAUCAUCUGUUUAAUAAUAAUAAGUCCGGUGCGAAUCCUGAGGCGACUAAAGCCCUCGUCAUCAUCACAGAUGGAGCUCCUUCUGAUUUAGACAAUAACGUCAUACAUCGCUGUGAGGAACAAAACAUCGCUCGCUUUGUUAUUGGGGUGGGGCAUCAAGUCAAAUUAGAGAAGCUGAAAAAGUUUGCCUCAGAGCCGAAAGAGAACAACAUCUUCAUGAUUAACAACUACGCUGGACUUAAUGGACUUUUGGAUAAUUUACAAAAUAAGAUCUUUGGCAUGCAGGGAACUCGGGGCAUGUUGUUUAGUAAAGAGCUGUCUCAGAGCGGAUUCAGUGCUGCAAGUGACAAGGACACUCUCAUACUGGGAGCGGUUGGAUCUAAUCAUUGGACUGGAAACCUGUAUGAGGUCACAGGAUCUGAAGCUUCGAUCAGUGAGAUGGAAAUCAAAGACAUAAACCUAAAUACUGAUUCAUACAAUGGUUACUCUGUUGUGGUUGGGCAGAGGGGCAGAGAUUCUCUUGUGUUCUCUGGAGCACCGAGAUGUGAUUACAGGGGUCGGGUGACUCUGUUCAGGAAGAGCACUGACAAGUGGGAAGCCAUCAGCAAUAUCGCAGGAGAACUGAUCGGCUCGUAUUUCGGAGGAUCGGUGUGUGUGUUAGACCUGGACUCAGACAACAACACUGACUUCCUCGUGGUUGGAGCUCCGCUGUAUUACCAACCUCAUCCUCAGACAGAGGGACGGGUGUAUAUCUACAGACUCACACAGCAGCUGAAAUUGGAGAAGCAGUUGGAGAUUAGUGAAUCAGCUCAGGGUCGGUUUGGGAUGACUUUAGCUGCUGUAUCAGAUCUGAAUGGAGACCAGCUAAAGGAUUUAGCUGUUGGAGCUCCACUGGAAGAUGAUCAAAAAGGAGCCGUUUACAUUUACCUCGGCAACCGUGAUCACGGCAUCCGCUCCAAGUACAGCCAGAGAAUUGUUUCAAGUUCCAUUAAUAAGCAGCUUCAGCAUUUCGGCUUGUCGAUUGAUGGUGUAAUGGACAUGGGACAGGAUGGUCUGAUAGACAUUGCUGUUGGAGCACAAGGGAGCGUUUUACUCUUGAGAACUCGGCCGGUUGUGUCCGUCUCAGCAAAGCUCAGUUUCUCCCCGUCUGAAAUCAACCUAAAUCAUUUUGACUGCCACAGCAGCUCAGACAAUGCUAUUCCUGUCCUCUACCUCAGCACCUGCUUCAGUAUGGCAGAGGACACCAAAAGCAAAGGGGGAGUAAGGAGUGACCUAAAUGUGUCACUGGAGCUCAACGCUGAUGCUGUGAGAAAGGACAGUCGUGCUUUUUUCAAUAAGGACGAUAAGACGUCCAGGAGUCUGGUGAAGUCUGUGCUCCUGAACACAGAGGUUUCCUGUUACAAUCAUACAGUCUAUAUGAAGAGCUGUGUGAAGGACACGUUGUCUCCAGUCUUAUUCCGACUCAACUUCAGCCAGUUUGAUCAUCAACCAGACUACUCCAACGCCAUCCUGAACAUUGACAGCAAAAACACUGCUCAUGUAGAGGUUCCCUUUCAGAUUAACUGCAAAAACACGACCUGUGUAUCAGACCUGCAGCUGAACUUUAACUUUCUGAACAGCACAUUGCUGGUGGUGGAUCAGGCAUCAUUUAUUAUCCAUGUGACUUUACUGAACACAGGAGACGACUCGUUCAACACAAGCGUGGUUCUGUUCUACCCUCCUGGAUUAUCACUUUCUCUGUUCAAGACCAUCAAGCAAAACAGAAGGACUCGAAGCAGUUGUGGAGAUCGUGAUGAAGGAGCGCUGAACAAAACCACCUGCAGUAUCAGUUUACCGGUUUAUCGCAGUAACACAGAGGCUGUGUUUGAGGGUGUGUUUCGCAUCUCUCGUGACUACAACUGGACUGACAUCAUGAAAAUGACCCUUGUGGCCAGCAGUGAUAACAAUAGAAAUACAAGUAGCACCACAGUGACGAAGACUCUGCCUGUUCUGUACAGUGUAGACGUGGCCGUCAGCUCUGUUCCUGAGCUUUCUGUAACAUAUCUGAAUUUCUCUCUUGGAGAUAAAGGCCCUAAACCUAUCCAUAUUGUGUUUAAGGUGAGAAAUCUGGGACUAAAGGGUCUGCCAGUGACAAUAAGCUUCAGGAUGCUGAAUCACACUGAUGAAAAGAUCUUCCAUCUGGAUCAUAAUGCCAUCUUAUCGGUAAAAAAAAAAAUAUAUAUAUAUUAUAAAAACAUACUUAUCUGUGUGUUUAAUAAUUAUUUACAGACUACACUAAUAAACUUUAUUUUCUUACAGAAUAUUACAGUCUGUAGCAUCAUACCACCUCAGAAACAUGAUGAGCAGUUUGUGAAUUUCACCUGUCGACCUUUCUCACUGGAUCCCGGGUCUGUUGUCCAUAUUAAUCUGAGUGCAAACGUCACGUUCCCUAAUAAACAACAAUAUUCAGAGAAAUGGUCUUUCAGUGGGUUCAAGAAGAAGGAAGAAUUUUCUGUCUUUGCUCAGCUGGACUUUGAUAAAAGGUUUUAUCAUCAGUUAUCUGGUCACAGCGAGAACGAUUCCAGCAGAUUUCACCGUGCUCAUAUCAGUGUAAAAGCAGAACUGGUUGUUCCUCCUGAUAUGAUUAUGAUAAUCGGGACAGGUGUAGGAGGAGGACUUUUACUGCUUUUCAUCUUCAUCAUCCUGCUGUGGAAGUGUGGUUUCUUUAAGCGAAAGCGGUUUGCACCUUGUGAUGAAGGGAGUGAGUACAGGACAGAAGAUUAUGAUAAAUGCGGUGAAACAAUGGGAAAGAUGGAUCAAUAUCCUUCCAGAUCUGAAGAGAAACCGUUCAUCCCUGCUGAAGGAAAAGGUGUUGGAUCUGAAAAUGGAAGUAAAGAGAAUGGAGAGAUGGAAAAGAGUGUGGAGUGAAAAGUCUUCCCUGAUGGAGCUUCUGAUUGUCCAUUAAAUUUAUUCUGCUUUAGUUUAGCUCGAGUGCUGCUUCUCUCACGCUGUGAUUCUUUAUCAUGGCACUGUAUUUAACUUCCUGUUAGCGCUUUUCUGCAGAAACAUGUUAGUGUUACACACUGCAUCAGUCCAGACUGAGAUAAUGAGAGUAAUG